AUGUCAUCGGGUCAUAUUGCGGCCUACACGGCCAUUGGCCUCUCGGCUUUCACCGUUGGACUUCUCUUCUUGAAUGUUCCGCAUAUCAUCUCGAAGAUCACCGAUCUUCACGCGCUCGUUGACAACGAGAUGCAUGAGUUCCACGGAGCUGACUACAAGAUCAAUGCCGAGUACAAGAGAAUCUUCCCCGUUCCAAUCGUUCGUGAGCGUCGUCAGGCUUAUGGACAGUGCUCUUGUGAUGAGUACAAUCGAUGCCCAGCUGGACAACCCGGACUACCUGGAGCACCUGGAUACCCUGGAGAUGAUGGAUAUCCAGGAAGCGCUGGAGCACCUGGACGCCCUGGAAACUACCCUGACAUUGCCUAUGAUUCAAAUGGUGGAUGCAGAAUCUGCCCCAAUGGACCUCCCGGAUCACCAGGAUCUAUUGGACAACCCGGAGCGCCUGGACAAAACGGAAACGCUGGAUCCCCUGGACGUGCUGGAGAUCGCGGAGCUGCUGGAAGCCAAGGAUUCCCUGGAGGACCUGGACAACCUGGAGGAAACGGACGACCUGGAAAUGCUGGAGCGCCUGGACGAAGUGGAACUGCUGGAGGACGGGGAGCGCCAGGACAACGUGGAAACAAUGGAGCGCCCGGAAACUCUGGAGCCCCUGGAAACGAUGGAGCUCCUGGAAACGCAGGAAGACCUGGAGGACAAGGAGGACCUGGACGCCCUGGAGAGCAAGGAAGUCAAGGAGCCCCUGGUUUCCCCGGUGGUUCUGGAUCCCCAGGAGGACCCGGAGUCGAUGGAGGAUAUUGUCCCUGUCCACGCAGAAAAAUGCUC
Messenger RNA from Mesorhabditis belari, 822 nucleotides. The record is from the annotation of a GenBank genome assembly. Lineage: Eukaryota; Metazoa; Nematoda; Chromadorea; Rhabditida; Rhabditidae.